AAAUAAAAAUAAAAAGUAUAUAUUAUUAAAUAAUUUUAUGAUUAGUUUAAUGAAAAGUAUUUCCUCCGUUCCAGUUUAAUUGUCGUUGUAGAGUAAAAUUUUUGUUUUAAAAUAAGUGUCGUUUUAAGAUUUCAACACAAAAUUUAUUAACAAUAUUCUACAAUUUAUUUUUCUAAAUAUGGUUAGGUAUAUGGGUAAUAAAGUUUUUAUUUUCAUAAUAUAUAAAAUUAAAUAUUAUUUUAAUCUGUAUGCCUAAACUUAAGACGAUAACUAAAAUGAAACACAUAGAACAUAAUAUAUGUUUAGAUGGACUAACAUAUUUAUCUAGAGAUUUUAAGAAACAUUGUAAUGAUGACACGUGUCAUGAUAUCAUGACUAAAAUUAUUCCUCAGCGCGCCACAUCAGCGUUUUGUAGGCUCUACUUUUAAAAAGUGUAAAAAGUGUCAACCUCAUGGCUCGAACUCUGGUUAUUGACAUAUAUACACCAACAUUUAUACAACUAAGCUAAAUGAUACUUUGCCCAUUGAUGCCUAAACCUAAUAUAUAUUUAUGAAGGUCGGAAGCUAUUGCUUCUUUGGCUUCCUCUGAGGGUCGGGCCUACAAGUGUAUUAUGGGUUUCAUUUUUAAAUGUGAUUCAUCACGUUAUACGAAAAAACCCAAGUUUGCAAUAAUUAUAGUUUUCUCGUAUUGUAAACUGUUGUCGUUUAACAUGAGUUUGGGUUCUUUUCAUCAUUGUUUCAAACAUAUCUGAGUUACAGAGUUGCGUUGUGUGUUUGUUCGUAAUCUAUUUUUUCACCGGUGAACUCUUCAUGUCCUCAUCUUAAAUCGCUUAAUCAUAAAUGUUCCUGAUUUGUAGCCUCUCUGUAAACCCUAUAUACAGUAUAACAUCUUUAAAUUAAUACUCUAUAAAUUAAUAUACACUAAAAAUCUCUAUAAAAUAGUAUAAUUUUAUAUUCCAUAAUUGAGUUUUUGGUAAUAUCUCUAUAAAUUGAUUAAAAAAAUUAUAUUUUUGGUGUAGUCCCAAUAUUAUUAAUUUAUAGAGGUUUUACUGUAUAUGAUUCUCAUCUUUGAUGAACCCAAUCUGCAUCUCCACAAAACUCAUUGAUUCCACUUAGCUUUAACCAUUUUCUAGAAAAUGUUUCUCUAGGCCUCUCCAGUUCCUCAAACCGGCGUCCCGGCGUCCGUCACUCAACCUUCGAGUCUCUCCGUCUUGGUCGUAGUAGUCAGAGCAUAGCCUCUGGCUUCCUCCGCUUCUGGGAUUCCCUGAACUUCAAAAAAGAUAGGGAGUUUGUCGGAAUCACGGUUCUCUUCCUUGAUGAAAAUGUAAGUUAAUCUUCGAUCUAUCAGACUUUAUUUAACAUAAUUAUUUUAAUUGAUUUCCUGAUUCUUUGUUGAAUAAUAUUAUUUGGAGAUUCUGUGAUUCAUGGGUUUGCUCCCGUUAGACGUGCAAAUCACUACAAGCCAUCUUUGAAAGCAUGUUCCAUUGUGAAAGUCGAUUGUUUUGAGGUUGCUAGGUGCUCAAGCAUGUACAAGAUAACUGAUCAUCCAUUCCUCAUUCAUUUCAUUUCACUAACCGUUAUUGAUGAAGUCAUCACGGGUGCUCCUAAGAUCAAUCUCCAGUCAAAAUUAGACUGUUCGACAAUCUCCAAGUGAUUGCGAACACAAACUUAGAACUCCAAGGUAUAUUAUCAUAUUUCAUUUGGGUUUAUAUUAUGUUAUCAUAACUGAUAUUUAAACUCGCAGAUAUGGUUGGGAAAAUCCAUUCGUUCCAGGGCUCUGAUCUCACCAAAGAAACAACUCGUGUCGUUAUCCGUCUCCUUAUUGAUCCGUAAGAAAUAAUCAACACAUAAUUCACUUUAUAUUACUGUAUAUAUUGUGCUAACAUCAAUAAUCAAAAAUAUUUCCUACCCAAAAUUUGUUAUCGUCUAUUUAUCUGCCUUACCUAUCAAUCUAAUUUCACACAAAUUUUUAUUUUACAACUUAAAAUAACCACAAUAACUCAAACAAUCAGAACACCAAAAAUUAGAAUCCUAAAAAAGGCGAAUCAUUAAUGAUCACUUCUCCUUUUGUCUAAUCUUACAAAUAAACUUCAAAACAAAUAUAUAUCAAACCAAUCAACUCAACUAAAACUCAACGAUACAUAUAUUGAGCCAUCUAAACAAAUACAAACUACACGACCAGCUAUUUAACAAUUUACACGAAGACGACAACCAAGAUCAGUGAAAUUACCUAAACAAAAAAGCAGAGUAAGUUACAAACUCUAAUAAAUACAAUUAACAAUGAUUUUUGUUUACAUAUUACCCGUCAAAUAAAAGAGAAACAAACACAUUCACACGAGGAGAUACAAGAGACAUUCCCAACAAACACAAAUGCGGCAACAACAUCUCCACCUGCUCACUCUUUUUGUCUUAUGAAAAUAGCUUACAUGUUCAAUGUCAACAGGUCAAUGCUAUUGUCUUCUUAUGAGAAAUACAUAUAUUCGUUUAAAACCCAUUAAGGUCCAAAUACUAAUUGUCACUCAUUUUAUAGUUAUUUAUACAUUUGUUUUAAAGGUCUACUAAAAGCAACAAGUUUAAAAAUAAAAAAAUACAUAUAACCAACAUAAUAAGAAUAAAAAAAUUACUUAAUACACACAACUUACACAAUUAAAAUGGAGAAAAAAAUAUCCAGAGACAAAAUAUACUCUUAACAACUUUAAUAUAAUUUAUGUAAUCUUAACAAUACAAGUAACAAAUUAAAAAGACAAACAAAUAAUAAGUAAGUUUCAGUGACACAACAAGCAACACCAGGAACUAUAUCAAUCAUAUUACUAACACAGUUUAGUCAUUCAUGAGUGGAGAACAAUGCAUACACAUUUCAUUAUCACAACUCUAAUCCUAUAACAAUAAAAAAACUUGAAAAACAAUGAUCAACCCAAAACGUAAAAUUCACAUCUACAAUAACCGUAACAUAUAUUGAGUUGAAACAAGAACUCUGUCCAUAACUCCGCGCUUGCGCAGAGGCAAUGCCUCUAGUGCAUCUCAAAUAACACAGUUAACGAGCUGGGUUGAUACACCGCAUUUCACUAUUACUCGAGGGCAAAAAAACUCGAUCUCCAGCAUUGAUCCUCCAAUUUUCCCCAUACAUCACCGUCUACGCAUCCGACUAAUAAACGCUGACGUUUUCGAACACGGCCCAAAAUAUAUAGAAGCCGCCUCAGACUUUGGUGCGGUGUGUGGGUUCACGUGGCUGGUUCAAUACUCCUAUCAGCCCAAUUAAAUAUUUUUAUAAGCCCACAAUGCCUACUCUUUUAGGCCCAUUAAUAACCCAAACGUGAUGAACUCAAGCCGUUACUGAACCAGAAGUUGAAUAGAGACGCCACCGAACGACUUCACUCCUGCAGUUUCCAAUUCGCUCCGUCGUCAGCUCCUCCCAAAUUUCCCCCGCCGCAAGACGAUCUCAACCAUUCUUUUGCUCUCGAAACAUCAAUCGCCAUCCCUUUGAGGCUUCUCGAUGGGAAAGUGGAACAAUCGGUCCAGAUUCAACCGUCGCAGAUCUCCUUCGCGAUGGUAUAGUGAAAGACCUUCUUCUUCUUCUGGUAUUCUCCUGGUUAUGGUGAAGACGAUGGGAUUCCAGUAUGGGAGAAGAGAUUCUGCGAAAUGAUUGGAUCAGUGCCAUGGCGAAAAGUUGUUGAAGCUACGAACUUCAAGAGCUGGUACACAGGUAACGUUAUCACUUGGGAUGAUUCCGCUUGUCAAGAGACUUUCCACAACGAGAAGAAACGGUUUUGGUCUCAAGUUAAUGGAGUUCACUGUGAUAUAUCUCUUCCUGAUCCGGAUCUUUACGUUAGUGAUGUGGAUUGGGACACUACGGUUGACCCUGAACUGAUUAGUGAUUUAGAAGGGGCUUACUUUGCGCCUCCUGAUGAUGAGGUUAAGUCUGGUUUGAAACGAGGGAGAAGAGACAUGAGUUGGAGUGGUUGUAGUAACCUUGUCCCUAUUGAAGAGGCUCGGAUGUUGAAGAUUCCGUGGGAGUGUAGUGAGGAAGUUCGUGAUGUUGAUGGUUCUGUGAAGAAAGGGAAUGGCUGGAACGUAGCAGAGAGUAGUAGUGAUCAUCCAAGUGAUAGGACAAGGCCGUGGGAAGCUAAGCCUAGUUUUGGUAACGAGAAAGCAAAUGAUACAAUGUCUGGGGAUUGCUUAUGGAAGGAGAUUGAGUGGAAAACUGAAGAUAAGGGUAACGACAGAUGGGGUCAGGGAAACGAUGGAUGGGAACAGUCAGGACAACAAAACAAGAAGGCGAAAGGUUCUGAAAGUGUGCCAGCCAGAGAGGAUGAAAUGCUCGACAAUCCUUGGGAAGCCAAGCUUAGCUGUAGAAAGGAGACAGCGGAAGAUACGACUUGGGGAGGUUGGUCUGGUAAGGGUUGGGAUGAUAGAGGUUGUGGCAGUGGUGGAUGGGAAAAGCGAGAUAUGGAGAUGAAUGAGUGGCGUCGUACGAGAUGUAGUCAGGAUUAUAGGGAGCCAAGGAGUUAUAAUCCAUGGAAAGCUGGCUUUGGGCCUGACAAUACAGCUCGGAGAGAGUAUGGGGCUAAUGCAGGCGGUUGGCAAACACGUAGAGUGAGUGAGACGAAUCGAAGAGAAUGGGAUGUGAAACGAUCGAGUGAUGGUUGGGGUAGGCGAAACAGAGAAAGAGAUGAAUCAUAUGGAUACAACAGUAACUACAGAAACUCUAGGCCUAUAAGGGAUGAUUAUCAGAACAGGAAGGUCAAUUUCUAAUCUAAGUAGGUAAUGUAAUCCAUAGUUCUCGGGGAUGUGUUGAUGUUAUAUUAGUUUAAGUUGUGAGUCAUUAAAAUGCCUAUAGAAAUUCAAAGGGUAGGGUUUAUGUUUCUUCUUCAUAGGUCAAGUCCUUUAGUGGAUAUUACCCUUUUUGAUGAUGCUGUUUCAUACUAAACUAUCCAAAGUUUUUGCCUUUGUGACUGGAAUAUGAUAAUGUUUCUUUCUAGAGUGGUUUUAAUCACAUUUCACCUAA
Brassica rapa (field mustard) is the source of this 5004-nucleotide messenger RNA. RefSeq lists its product as uncharacterized. NCBI's taxonomy places the organism in Eukaryota, Viridiplantae, Streptophyta, Magnoliopsida, Brassicales, Brassicaceae. The record is from RefSeq and is a predicted model, not a curated record.